This is a messenger RNA of Chlamydomonas reinhardtii, 1597 nucleotides long. RefSeq lists its product as uncharacterized. NCBI's taxonomy places the organism in Eukaryota, Viridiplantae, Chlorophyta, Chlorophyceae, Chlamydomonadales, Chlamydomonadaceae. The record is from RefSeq and is a predicted model, not a curated record. The transcript is spliced from 2 exons. The coding region runs from base 379 to 609 and encodes 76 amino acids.
AUGACAUGGACAGGCUGCCAACCGCACUGGUAUACAUCGUCUACGUUAGGAUGACCUAGGCCUACGCGGGUCAUAAAAGCCAAAACGUUAGCCAGUCAUGGGACAUGCAGGCGAGCGGAAGUCAUGCACUUCGCAUCUCGGCCCGUAAGCCUUGAUUGAACGACAUUCAUGUGGCUUAGUAAAGCUCAACACAAUGUGAUCCACUUAAGGCAGGCGCUUUAGGCACCAUUACUUGGUGCGCGUCGAAAAACACAGCCAUCGCCACCUGCUGUGAAGCAACAGAUAUAUGUAUACAAAUCAUACAAAUUGGACGAAAGCCUGAAGCGUUCCAGGCUGCAGCUGCGAAUCAACACAGUCAACUACAUUGCAUAUGCCCACAUGGUCCAGCCUUGGAAUUUUUGCUUUGUGUUCCUGCACCCCAGCUCUGUGCUGCUGGAGCGCAAGCCCGACUGCCUGGUGUUCAACGAGCUGAUGCACACCACCCGCACCUACGCCCGAGACGCCACAGCCAUAGAGGCGCGCUGGCUGCCCGAGCUGGCGCCCGCCUUCUUCGCAGCCAAGGCCAGCGCCGCCACCGCGGGGGUCAGCGCGGCCGGGGCGGCGCGGUGACGAGGCUGAGGGGGUGAGGGGCUCGCAUGGGGUUGGUGGCACCAGGUGCAGCGCACUUGCAUGGGCCGUGAGCAUAGCCGCGCGCUAUGGGGUGAGGGCAGGGAAGGGUCGGAGGAGGAGGGGAGGAGAGGCAGGAUGCAGUGCGACGGUCCGCGGCGUUGCGGGCGUCGGCUGGUUGCGUGCGGUGUCGGGCAGUCUGCCGGGUGGACGGUGGCUUCAUGCCAGUGUGCGUGGCAGCGUGGCGCGUAGCAAGUGGCGCCUGAAUUGUCAGGGCGCAGGCUGUGGCCGUGUACAGUGUGGGCAUGCGCGGUGUCGGAAUGCGGUCGACCUGCGUGUUCAGCCGUUCAGCGCCCACUGGCUAGCGGCUGGCGGCUAGCGGGGCGUACAACAUCUUCGGUCCAGAUGUCACAUGCGUCGCCAGCUCCAUCAGUCCAUCGCAGUUUGUUUGCCCCGAGACCCCGAGACCCAUCUGCCGAAGGCUCCUGAAUGGCGGGAUGCCCUCUUGGGCUGCCCCAACACGCGAAAGGCUAUGCGUUGUGCUCCCCCAGGAACCUAGGUAAGAAUGACAUGGACAGGCUGCCAACCGCACUGGUAUACAUCGUCUACGUUAGGAUGACCUAGGCCUACGCGGGUCAUAAAAGCCAAAACGUUAGCCAGUCAUGGGACAUGCAGGCGAGCGGAAGUCAUGCACUUCGCAUCUCGGCCCGUAAGCCUUGAUUGAACGACAUUUAUGUGGCUUAGUAAAGCUCAACACAAUGUGAUCCACUUAAGGCAGGCGCUUUAGGCACCAUUACUUGGUGCGCGUUGAAAAACACAGCCAUCGCCACCUGCUGUGAAGCAACAGAUAUAUGUAUACAAAUCAUACAAAUUGGACGAAAGCCUGAAGCGUUCCAGGCUGCAGCUGCGAAUCAACACAGUCAACUACAUUGCAUAUGCCCACAUGGUCCAGCCUUGGAAUUUUUGCUUUGUACAAAAUAGCUCAUACUCU